This is a messenger RNA of Fusarium oxysporum Fo47, 1154 nucleotides long. RefSeq lists its product as uncharacterized. The coding region runs from base 87 to 1097 and encodes 336 amino acids. The record is from RefSeq and is a predicted model, not a curated record. The transcript has a single exon. NCBI's taxonomy places the organism in Eukaryota, Fungi, Ascomycota, Sordariomycetes, Hypocreales, Nectriaceae.
CACGGUCUCGCCUGUUCUCCACGCUGCCUUUUCAUCCAAUAAUUCAAUCCAUCGGUAGCUCAUCCUAUUGACGCAGUGAGAUAAGAAUGAAUCAACAGCGGCUGAUGACUGAGUUCCUUCACCCAAGCUCUACUGCGAAACAAGACCCUUCACCCCAAUCCGGAAGCAAAGCGAGAAACAUAUCGCCACGAAAAUGCAAAGUCGCAUCGCGUCACCAUAUCGAAAGUGGCGCAGCUUCAGCCUCCCCCUUCUUCCUUCUGCCCCCGGAGAUCCGUCUCUACAUCUAUCGCCAUCUUCUCAUCUCAAAGAACUACGCCGAACUUAACCACUGCUCUAAAAAGUUCCGUCUCAUCCCCAAAGAACCAUGCGAUUGCCCUCUCGAGAUUCACCCCAAGAUUCUACAGACUUGUCGGGUGGUGAACAAAGAAGCUACGCCCAUCUUGUACUCGGAAAACGUUUUUCGGAGAGGCUAUUGUUGGCCGCGCCACUAUGUUGUUGGCCGAGGACGCAGGAUGUGGCCGAUUUGUGAUACGUCGCCUCUGAGCAAGGUUAAUCUCGCCUAUAUCUCACGGUUACACCUCUUUCGAGAUUACGAUCACUGGUUCCGUGAUGGGGAGCUCAAGAUCUUCAAUGACGUUCCGCAUCUGAAAGAUCUCGAUAUUCACAUUGAUCAGAAUGAUUGGGCUGAUGAGAUCAACAUGAGCGAGCUUCCAUACCAAACCCUCAAAGCAAUCCGCUCAAAUCUUCGAUCCUUCAAAAUGGAAAUCCGUCUCGAUUUCCACGAAAAAGAACAUACAGACUGGCUAGCCAAAUGCAACCGCAAGACGGAGAACUUCAGUCUUCACUUAGACAAGAAACGCGUGCUGGAGACAUGGUUGGAACACGAGGGGCUGUUUACUGAUAGAUCACUUUUCUGGAGUUUCAAAACGCAGCGCUCAGAGUGGUGCGGGCCGUCGUGUUACAUCAGUUUUGCUUUUGAUGAUAAGCGCAAGGAGCAUGAGUAUAUCGAUUUGCAGGUCUGGGAUGACAGUGAGGGGAAAUUUGGGAGGCUAAAGACCUCCGAGGAGAAUGCGAGUUCGUUGGUUUUAAGGGAAUAAGCAAAGAAAUAAAGACAUUCUUUUAAUGAAACAUCGUCGACCCGUCCCAAGAUUCGA